Tachysurus vachellii is the source of this 1419-nucleotide messenger RNA. RefSeq names its product acyl-coenzyme A amino acid N-acyltransferase 2-like. Gene Ontology annotation, biological process: fatty acid metabolic process; acyl-CoA metabolic process. The record is from RefSeq and is a predicted model, not a curated record. Gene Ontology annotation, molecular function: fatty acyl-CoA hydrolase activity. The transcript has 11 exons. Bases 1 to 1419 code for a protein of 472 amino acids. NCBI's taxonomy places the organism in Eukaryota, Metazoa, Chordata, Actinopteri, Siluriformes, Bagridae.
AUGAUGAUGAGGGGGACAGUGCGUGUUCGGUCUUUCUCAGAAUUGUUCCAGAAACAAAUUCUUUGUCCUCGCACAUUAAAAAAGACUUUACAAGGUCCAGUGAGAUGGACUGCAACAUGUAGACCAGCUCCAUUAUUAAAAGCAACACCUUCACGUGCUUUAAUUGAUGAGCUGAUCACUAUAGAGGCUCAUUAUCUGCCACAAAACACCCCCGUGACCAUGAGAGCUCAGAUGACCUGUGAGGAUGGAUAUUUGUGGCAAUCCAUUGCUCAUUUUCACAGCGAUGAGGAUGGAGUCGUAAACCUGACAAAACAUUCCUCUGUCGGUGGUUCGUACGUCGGCUGUAAACCGAUGGGCCUGUUUUGGAGUCUUCAGCAUGUAACUGUUGAAAAACAAGGUAUAAGGUUGAAAAAGAAAGAUGUGGAGACUCCAUACACAGUGGAGGUGUCUGUGCUGGAAGGCCACAUUUCUCCUCUUAAUUCCUCCAAAGAUGAGCAGGUUAGCAGAACGAAUGAGCGUGAGCUGGCUACUGUUUCAAUUCAGCGCUGGUACACGGCGCCAGGCAUGAGGAGGUUAGAAAUCCGGCAAAACCGAGUGGUGGGGACUUUAUUCCUCCCUCCAGGUCCAGGUCCGUUUCCUGCAGUUAUAGAUCUGUUUGGUUUGGUUGGAGGUCUGGUGGAGUACCGAGCUGCUCUGCUCGCCUCACAUGGUCUGGCCUGCAUGGCUUUAUCCUACUUUGGUCACAAAGAUAUUCCCGGACCCCCAAAACGUUUGAACGUUGGAGACUCUUACUUCAAGGCAGCAUGGCAGAUUCUGUGUGAACACCCCCAGGUGUGUGAGGAUCGGAUUGCGAUCAUUGGGAUUUCCUUUGGGGUCUUUAUAGCUCUGCGGAUUGCCACAUCCUUGCCAGUUAACCCGAGGUGCAUUGUUGGCAUCAACGGGCCGUUCUCCAGCAUCAACAAGAUUUUCGGUGAAGACGGAGAGAAUAUUGAUGAAGAGCAAAAACAAUGGUACAUUAAUGAUCAAGGCUACGUGAGUUUCAGGGACUUCUCUUUACCUUGUAAGGUUCCACCUGAAAACGUUAUUCAGGUUGAGAAGGUGCGCUGCCCUCUGCUCUUCAUCAUCGGAGAGGACGACCUGUGCUGUCCAUCUUUAGAGAUCACAUACGAGAUUGAAAGACGGCUUCGCAUCGCAGGUAAAUCUCACCUGUUCACUCGGGUGUCGUACCCUGGAGCUGGUCACCUGAUCGAGCCACCACACACACCCACUUCCCACAGCUCCACCUGGGCCACUCAACCCACUCAAACUGUGAUUCAAUGGGGAGGAACUCUGGAGCAACACGCAGCCGCUCAGGAAGACUCGUGGCCACGCAUCCUGACAUUCCUGGAAAGUAAUUUAAGAAAGGCAGACGCAGCUUAG